Talaromyces stipitatus ATCC 10500 is the source of this 285-nucleotide messenger RNA. RefSeq lists its product as uncharacterized. The transcript is spliced from 2 exons. The record is from RefSeq and is a predicted model, not a curated record. Lineage: Eukaryota; Fungi; Ascomycota; Eurotiomycetes; Eurotiales; Trichocomaceae. The coding region runs from base 1 to 285 and encodes 94 amino acids.
AUGCCAACAUCUUCCUCAUCAGACACCGGCGCAACCGGAGCCGCCAAAUUUGUCACCUCUACCCUCGGUAACACCGUCGGCGGCCUCUCACGAACAGCCGGUAACGUUACGGGCGCUGCUUCACGCGGACUCGGCGAUACAAUCAACAAUGCCGCCGGCAACGCUGGCAGACCGGUGGGCGAUGCACUGGGGAAUCUGGGCACGGGAGUUGAGAACGGGGCGAAUAAUGUCGCAAAGGGGGUUGAGAAUGCGGGACAUAUACCAUUUAGAAUGCGGUUCUAUUAG